Oncorhynchus masou masou (cherry salmon) is the source of this 3927-nucleotide messenger RNA. Its product is annotated as disks large homolog 2. Gene Ontology annotation, biological process: receptor localization to synapse; cell-cell adhesion; chemical synaptic transmission. The transcript has 27 exons. The record is from RefSeq and is a predicted model, not a curated record. NCBI's taxonomy places the organism in Eukaryota, Metazoa, Chordata, Actinopteri, Salmoniformes, Salmonidae. Gene Ontology annotation, molecular function: kinase binding. Gene Ontology annotation, cellular component: postsynaptic density membrane; neuromuscular junction; neuron projection. The coding region runs from base 601 to 3639 and encodes 1012 amino acids.
UCACCUCGCCGGGUAACGUUACGGCGCCUUUAACAUUUCUUUGGACUGCCAUUGGAUUUGUUUUUUAAAUCCCCAGCUCAUCACAUGGGAGCGCCAUUGACUCAAUGCCAGCAUCAAACUGCAAGGGAAGUGAUAGGAACGCGGAACAUCUCGCUGGGUGCUCACGAAAAGUUCCUGUCAGUUGAGGGAAUUGACCUACCAUUUAUGCUAGGCUAUAGUCAACGUCCAUGACAUGAUAUCAGAACGUGCGCGACUGCCGUUGCACCUGUCAGCAGCAGCACACACCAAUCGGAAAUACUUUGUUGAAGAUGAACUGAACAAGCAUACACAGCCACAUUGCAAACAGUUUUUGUUUGUGGCCUGUUUUGCCCUGUGCUAGUCUAUUGUUUUAGACUGUAGACCACGGAUUCUGCUGGAGCAAAAGCCUAAAACCUACUGCCUCUGUGUCUAAGGCUACACGUUAUAGCACAACUGACUCGCUUUGAUGUGUUUUUUUUUUCACCACUGCCUGACAUCUUUAAUAAUGCACUGAAGAGAACUGGGAAUACGUUAUGUUAUUGGCGCAAGAGUAAAUCACCGAUACGAAUCCAGCAUUCAACUAUGCCUGUAAGAAAAAAAGACACAGCUAGGGCCCUAGGGCUUUUGGAAGACUACUGUGCUAAACUGACGAAGCCAGAGGAACAACAGCUCAAAACUGCCAUUCAGAGAGUGAUGGGGGUCUUCAAAAGCAGCCUGUUCCAAGCACUGCUUGAUAUCCAGGAGUUCUAUGAGGUGACGCUGCUGAACACCCAAAAGAGCUGCAAGCAGAAGCUGGAGGAGGUCAACCACAUGGCUGACAAGUGGGAACAGACGGGCACGGGCUCCCUCACCGCGGUGCUACAACACGCCUGCCCAACCGAGAUGGGGGAGCGGAGCAGCUCGGAGCACGGUGGGAAGGACCAGACACCGAUCAGUGUGAAAGUCUCUGAAAACAGGCCGGCAGCCGUGCAGGGGUCCCCACACACUGGCCCGCCCCCGGCAUGCAUGAACCCCGCCUUGAUGAGCACUCCCUGGCAGUAUCGCUAUCAAGAUGAGGACUCUCCACCUGAGCACGGGUUCCCGCGGCUGACCAACGAGGUGCGCGCCCCUGAGCUGGUGCACGUGUCGGAGAAGAACCUCUCGGAGAUUGAGAAUGUGCAUGGCUACGUGUCCCACUCCCAUAUCUCCCCGCUCAAGGCGAGUCCCGCUCCAAUAAUUGUCAACACCGACACUCUGGAGAGCGUACCUUACGUCAACGGGACAGAAAUUGAAUAUGAGUUUGAAGAAAUCACACUAGAGCGGGGGAACUCAGGGUUGGGUUUUAGCAUCGCUGGAGGAACAGAUAACCCCCAUAUCGGUGAUGACCCAGGGAUCUUCAUCACCAAGAUUAUCCCUGGUGGCGCGGCAGCAGAGGAUAGUCGGUUAAGAGUGAAUGACUGCAUCCUGCGGGUGAAUGAUGCCGACGUGUCUGAGGUGUCCCACAGUAAGGCAGUGGAGGCCCUGAAGGUGGCUGGCUCUAUUGUCAGGCUGUACGUUCGCCGGAGGAGACCCAUGCUGGAAACUGUCAUUGAAAUCAAACUCAUCAAAGGACCAAAAGGGCUGGGCUUCAGCAUCGCAGGAGGGGUGGGCAAUCAGCACAUCCCGGGGGACAACAGCAUCUUUGUCACUAAGAUCAUAGAUGGAGGUGCAGCACAGAAGGACCAGCGCUUGCAAGUUGGAGACCGGCUGCUUAUGGUGAACAACUACACUCUGGAAGAGGUCUCCCACGAGGAGGCUGUAGCCAUACUGAAGAACACUUCUGACGUUGUGUACCUGAAGGUGGGCAAGCCCACCAGUGUUUACUUAUCAGAUCCCUAUGGGCCACCUGAUAUCACACACUCAUUCUCUCCAGCAAUGGAAAAUCAUAUCUCUUCCGGGGGCAACAACGGCACUCUGGAGUACAAGUGCAGUCUUCCCCCCAUGCCCAUCUCUCCUGGAAGGUACUCCCCCCUCCAAAAACACUUACUCGGGGAAGAGGACAUUAACAGGUUGGAUGGUUUUUCCUUCUUACGAAAUGCCUCGAUAGAUGACGGGGAGGCUCACAGGUUUGAGUCGCAGCACUUCCAGUUGAGGCCUCCUGAGCCAGUUUACAGCACUGUGAACAAAGCACCUUCUCCCCACCACUAUUCCCCCGUGGAGUGUGACAAAAGCCUCCUCCACUCCAUACCCUUCCCUCACUAUCACUUAGGCCUGCUCCCUGACUUCGAGAUCACCAGGGAUCCCAGGAGGAUGGUCCUCCACAAGGGCUCCACAGGCCUGGGAUUCAACAUCGUGGGCGGGGAGGACGGAGAGGGCAUCUUUGUCUCCUUCAUCCUGGCGGGAGGGCCUGCCGACCUGAGCGGAGAGCUGCGGAGGGGAGACCAGAUCUUGUCGGUUAAUGGCAUCGACCUACGCGGGGCCACCCACGAGCAAGCGGCUGCAGCACUAAAGGGGGCGGGCCAAACUGUCACCAUCAUUGCUCAGUACAGGCCCGAGGAGUACGGGCGUUUCGAGGCCAAAAUCCAUGAUCUGCGGGAACAGAUGAUGAACCAUAGCAUGAGCUCUGGGUCCGGAUCCCUCCGAACCAAUCAGAAACGCUCCCUUUACGUCAGGGCACUGUUGGACUAUGAAAAGGCCAAAGACAGUGGACUCCCUAGCCAGGGCCUCAGCUUCAGGUAUGGGGACAUCCUCCACGUCAUCAACGCCUCAGACGAUGAAUGGUGGCAGGCCCGGAGGGUGACCCCUGAUGGGGACAGCGAAGAGAUGGGGGUCAUCCCCAGCAAGAGGAGGGUUGAGAGGAAAGAACGAGCUCGACUAAAGACAGUGAAGUUCAAUGCCAAACCGGGAACCAUCGAUUCCAAAGGGUCAUUCAAUGACAAGCGUAAAAACAACUUCAUCUUUACACGAAAGUUCCCAUUCUACAAGAACAAGGAGUUGGGUGAGCAGGAUGGCAGUGAUUCAGAACGGAGUCAAGAGGACAUGAUUCUCUCCUAUGAGCCUGUCAUUCGGCAAGAGAUUAAUUACGCCAGACCCGUCAUAAUCCUUGGACCAAUGAAAGACAGAAUCAACGACGACCUGAUAUCCGAAUUUCCUGACAAAUUUGGCUCCUGCGUGCCACAUACCACUCGGUCGAGGAGGGACUACGAGGUCGAUGGGCGGGACUACCAUUUUGUAAUGUCCAGAGAGCAGAUGGAGCAGGACAUCCAAGAGCACAAGUUCAUUGAGGCGGGCCAGUACAACGACAAUCUAUAUGGAACCAGUGUUCAGUCGGUCAAAUAUGUGGCGGAGAGGCAGGGUAAACAUUGCAUACUGGACGUGUCAGGGAAUGCCAUAAAACGACUACAAGUAGCACAACUCUACCCCAUUGCCAUCUUUAUAAAGCCUAGGUCCAUUGAUUCAUUAAUGGAGAUGAAUAAGAGAUUAACAGAAGAGCAGGCCAGGAAGACAUUUGACCGGGCCAUGAAGUUGGAGCAGGAGUUUGGCGAGUUUUUCACAGCCCUUGUUCAAGGUGACACCUUAGAAGACAUUUAUAACCACUGCAAAAUGGUGAUAGAGGAGCAUUCAGGACCCUACAUCUGGAUCCCAUCAAAAGAGAAAUUAUGAGAACACACCACUUUGGCAGGGAUAUUGGACUGCUAGAUUCACAACAUACUUUGUAACAUAUGUUCAACUGUAAUGGUAAUUUAUAUUGUUCAUAAUUAUAGCCAAUUAAACUGAUUUUUUUCUUAUAGUUUCUUUUUUUUCCACGUUCAAUAUGAAUGUUCCUGAAUGUACACCACAACGUUUAAGACACAUUUUUGGCCUAUAACAAUUGACUGUUUGUAUAUUUCAUGUUUUUAUUUUUAAAAAUGCUAAGGAAAUUUAAUAAACAAGGGCAUGUGUUCACGUCGA